Molecule: messenger RNA, 612 nt
Organism: Solanum dulcamara
Lineage: Eukaryota; Viridiplantae; Streptophyta; Magnoliopsida; Solanales; Solanaceae
Exons: 3
Coding region: 67-429 (120 amino acids)
Source: RefSeq, a predicted model, not a curated record
GAUUUUGGCUUCUAUACCAACCUUUAAAAUGUUCUUUCAUUUCAGUAAAUUAACUUUGUCUUCUCCAUGGCCCUAACUGCUGGAAAUUGUAAUUAUUCUAUUUCAAGAUUUUAUGUUCAAGCAAUUGAUACCAAAGAAAUUAAAGUGACAACAAAAAAAGAAACAUGGCAAGGAAGAAGAGAUCUUCUAUUUUCAACAGUACUUAUUGCACUUGUUCAAGUCAAUGAUUCUCAAACUGAGCUUCUUAAGAGAUACCUCAAGAAAUCAGAAGAAAACAAGGUCAAGAAUGAUAAGGAGAGAUUGGAUAGUUACUACAAGCGCAACUACAAAGACUAUUUUGGCUACUUAGAAGGAACUUUGAAGCAAAAGAAAGAGGAACUUACUGAAUCAGAGCAAGGCAUUCUUGAUUGGCUUGAAAAAAACAAAUGAAUUUGUCAAAUGGGGAGAGAGCAUAUGUUGCUCGUAUCAGACCUCUCUAUAACAGUCAUCCUCUAUAAUAACAUUUCACUAUAACGGUCAACUUUCUUUUAAAAUCAAUUUUUCAUGUUAGGUUAUAUUCAAUAUUCUCUAUAACAAUAUUUUUCUAUAGCAACCAAAAAAUAUCCGAAUAAA